GUCGCAGCACUGACGCGGCCCACAAUCCAGCGCGCGAGCAGAGGUAACAUGGCGCGUCCGCUCAGCGUCUCGAGCAGGGCCGAAAACAACAACAACAACAACAACAACAACAACAACAUCAUCAUCAGCGCCGGGAUUCAUGGCGUUUAACGCGACUCGUCGCCGCUCCGCGUGAUCGCUCUCAGCAUGUGCUGUUGAUCUGCUGCACGUUAGUAAUCUAGAAACCUUCAAUCCAGAGCCCUUAGGGCUUUUCUUCUGUCUCGUCCAGAGAGCAGUGGCAUGGAGGACCCCAAGAGCCCCAUGAAGGUGGUCAACGCGUCCCGCUCAAGCGGCGGAAAGAUGCCGUCCUCCAAAGUCCCAAGCCGAAGCAAGGAUGCCAUCCCCAGGGUGAAAGAGGAGAUCCAGGGCAGCCCCAGCGCUUUCAGGACCCGCACCGGCAGCCCUCAGCAGCCGGGGAAGGGCAAAGCCCGCAGACUAACGGGCAGAACUAACUCUGGCGAGAGAGGGAAAGGGAAGCCCCAGCCGAGUGAAAGCCGUCAGCAAAACCAGGAGAACAAAACCCCGGCUCGAAACAGUGGACCGAUCAAGGAUGGAGGAGCAGCGCCGCUGACUAACACAACAGAAGAGAUCUCUACACACAACAACACCAUCACUGCUAAAGACAAGACACCUGGUGUGGAGGCGGGCUUACAGAGAGGUGAGGUCACAGCAGAGGAUGUGGAGCUUGGAGACCUGACCUCUGACCAGCAGCUGGGACUCAAACAAGCAGAGGAGAGACUUCAGAGGGACUACAUCCACCGGCUGAUGAAGCCGUCACCAGAGUACCCGAAUUUCCAGUAUCUAUGCAAACUGUGUUCAGUCCACGUGGAGAACAUCCAGGGUGCUCACAAGCACAUUAAAGAGAAACGUCACAAGAAGAACAUCAUGGACAAGCAGGAGGAGAACGAGUUGCGAUCGCUGCCAGCUCCCUCUCCGGCCCAGUUGAGGGCGCUAGACUCGGCCGUGCUGGAAGCGGCAGAAGUGCAUGGCAUCUCAGAGGAAGACUUCGCGCUAAGGCAAGCCGUGGUGCUCCGGAUGGAGGGGAUUAUACGCAAACAACUCACAGCUUGCUCUCUCCGUCUGUACGGCUCCUGUCUCACCCGCUUCGCCUUCAAAACGAGUGACGUCAACAUCGACGUCUCUUAUCCCUCCUCUAUGACUCAGCCUGAUGUGCUGAUCCAGGUGCUGGAGAUCCUCAAGAACAGCAUGGAGUUUGCUGAGGUGGAGUCAGAUUUUCAUGCCAAAGUCCCCGUUGUUUUCUGCAGAGAUGUGGCCAGUGGGUUAAUGUGCAAAGUGAGUGCAGGAAAUGAUGUCGCGUGCCUCACCACCAAUCACCUUGCAGCUCUGGCCAGACUGGAGCCAAGGCUCGUGCCUUUGGUUCUGGCCUUUCGUCACUGGGCCAACCUGUGCCACAUCGACUGUCAGACGGAGGGAGGAAUCCCGUCCUACUCGUUGUCUCUGAUGGUCAUAUUCUUCCUGCAACAGAGAGCCGAGCCCAUCCUGCCCGUUUAUCUAGGACACUGGAUAAAGGGCUUUGAAGAGAAGCGCGUGGAUGAGUUUCACCUGACGGGGAUCGUGUCGGACUCGUUCGUGGGUUGGGAGCACAGACCCGCUCCAGCAGGUGAGGGCCGCGGGGACGGCAAAGCCAAACCUGAACCCAAAACUCAGACUGAGAAGAAAGAGAAGAAGGCCCAACACGCUAAGGGCAAGACUCGUCUGACGCUGGAGGAGCCUGUGAGCGUGUCUCUCGGUCAGCUGUGGCUCGAGCUCCUGCGCUUUUACACGCUGGAGUUUGCGCUCGAGGAGCACAUCAUCAGCAUCCGUCUGAAAGAGCUGCUGCCGCGGGAGCUGAAGAACUGGCCUCGCCGCAGACUCGCCAUCGAGGAUCCGUUUGCGUUGAAGAGGAAUGUGGCUCGCAGUCUGAACAGUCAGAUGGUGUUCGAGUACAUCCAGGAGCGUUUCCGCACGGCCUACAAGUAUUUCGCCUGUCCGCAGAGCAGGAACGGAGCAAACGCCCGCCGUGGCUUUCUGAGAAAGAGACUCAGACGUUCUCGCAUGGCACGAUCCCGCAGCCUGGACCGAAAGAAGAGCGGCGAGGGAGACGCAGACAGCAGUGAUGAUGAAGAUGAGGAAGAAGAGAGCCUGAGAGCAGGGUUCAGCGAACUCCUGUUGAGCGACGGUGGGAUGGACGCCGGAUCUGAGGACGUUUCCCAGGAUCACUCCACAGCCGCAUCUCCCUCCGCCCUCAACGGCCUGAGGAUGGACAGCGAUGAGGAGGAGGAUGAAGAGCAAGACAUGGAGAAACGGGACAGUAUCGCACCAGAAGAUCUGCACUAUGUCUUUGACAGGAUGAUCUUCACUGGAGGAAAGCCUCCAACGGUCGUGUGCAGCAUCUGUAAGCGAGACGGCCACCUCAAAGACGAGUGUCCUGAAGACUUCAAGAAGGUCGAGCUGAAACCUCUGCCGCACAUGACCAUACGCUUCAGAGAAAUCCUGGACGGACUUUGCAUGCUGUGUUACCGUGAGUUAUCGCCGUCUCUCAUCGAGCAGCAGAAGAGGGAGCAGAUUCUGGGAAGUCUGGAGCGCUUCAUUAGAAAAGAGUACAACGAUAAGGCCCAGCUCUGUCUGUUUGGCUCUUCUAAGAAUGGCUUUGGCUUUCGUGACAGUGACCUGGACAUCUGUAUGACACUGGAGGGUCACGACACCGCUGAGAAGCUGAACUGUAAGGAGAUCAUCGAGGGUUUAGCCAAGGUGCUGAAAAAGCACACAGGUUUAAGGAAUAUCUUGCCUAUCACAACUGCUAAAGUGCCUAUAGUGAAGUUUGAACACAGACAGAGCGGACUGGAGGGAGACAUCAGCCUCUACAACACACUGGCCCAACACAACACCCGGAUGCUGGCCACAUAUGCUGCUUUAGACCCUCGUGUGCAGUUUCUGGGCUACGCUAUGAAAGUAUUUGCCAAGCGCUGUGAUAUUGGUGACGCCUCCAGAGGAAGUCUGUCCUCCUAUGCUUACAUCCUCAUGGUGUUGUAUUUCUUACAACAGAGAGAACCACCAGUUGUCCCUGUGUUACAAGAGAUAUUCGAUGGGAACGCUGUUCCUCAGAGGAUGGUCGACGGCUGGAACGCUUUCUUCUUUGAUGACCUUGAUGAGCUUCGGCGGCGUCUGCCGGAGCUCCAUCAGAAUAAGGAGACCGUCGGGGAGCUUUGGCUCGGCCUGCUGCGCUUCUACACAGAAGAGUUUGAUUUUAAAGAGCAUGUCAUCUCCAUCCGCCAGCACAAACGCCUCACCACCUUUGAGAAACAGUGGACGUCCAAAUGCAUCGCAAUCGAAGAUCCCUUUGACUUGAAUCACAAUCUUGGAGCUGGUGUUUCGCGCAAAAUGACUAACUUCAUCAUGAAGGCCUUCAUCAAUGGCAGGAAGCUGUUUGGCACCCCAUUUUACCCUCACCCUGGAACAGAGGCCGAUUACUUCUUUGACUCUAAGGUGCUGACUGACGGUGAACUGGCUCCUAAUGACCGCUGCUGUCGGAUCUGUGGGAAGAUCGGACACUAUAUGAAGGACUGUCCAAAGAGGCGCAGAAUGAAAAAAAAGGAGAACGAGCGCGAGGAGGAGGUUAGGGAGGAGGACAGAGAGCCCAGAGAGAGACGAUGCUUUCAGUGUGGUGAUAUUGGUCAUGUGAGGAGAGACUGUCCCGAAUACAAACACCUCCGUCAGAGAGCAGUGUCUGGACCAGUGCCUCACAUGGUCCGGGCCAUGGCCAGCUCUCAGUCCAUCCCCAUUCCUCAAGGUGCUUCAGUCCAGGAUCGGGGAGGACGAAACAGACAGCCCUCUGAAUGUUCUGAUACUCGUCAGACUCCUCCGUACUCCCCUCAGAUGUCCGUCUCUCCGCAGAACAGCAAGCCUUCCUCUACAUCCUCUACCUCUAAACCCUCCCAAUCGCAGCAGCAGCAGGUUCCCCAGGUCCAGCUGCCUAUUUUCAGCUUCCCCCAUUCCCACCCGGGGCCGUUUCACACCGGGCUGUCCGCGCUGGGCCUUCUACCCGCCCACCCCCAGCAGACACCCCUCACCUCUGCCUCCUGGCCCAUCCACGGCCCUCUCAUCCAGGGCUCUGGAGCCUCCACCGCCCCUGGACACCCGUCCUCUCCGGCUCUUAAGUUUGCAGUCCGGGGCAGUGGAGGCGAGAAUGGAGGCGGGCUAGCGGUGAGCCCCGCCCCCAUGAACCUGAACGACCCCAGCAUCAUAUUCGCUCAGCCGUCGACGGGACGGGUGGCUGGUGGAGUGGGCGGCGGCCCGGCCAGAGAAACGGUGCACCCCUGGCACAAUCACAAUCUCAACCCGGGGCCACUAGUGGGGAACGGCACAGUAAACAAAACAGAUCCUAAUUUCCCGUCUCAGUUCGGCGGUGUGACUCAGGGCUCUCGGUCCUGGGAGCACAGCAGUGCUGCUCCGUUUCCGCUGUCUCCAUCCUUCAUGCCCUACCGUCUGCCACCCUACCUGCAGCAGCCCAACAAACCCUUCAUCUCUCAAGGUUCUCUGGUGGCAAAUCAACAUUACCCGCUUAUUCAACAUGGCAGGCACGGCAAUCUCAACUACAUUCAGCAGAAGAAAUGAAGAAAUGACACUUUACUUUGUAAACAAAUGCCCAAGGUCCUUAAAGAGAAAGAGACUGACUUGGCAUCAUUUGGUGAUUUGGAAACUUUUUAAAAUGAAUUUUAUCUUUUUUGUACAGUUUUUAUGUCUUAUUUUCCUUUUAUUUCUGUGUGUAUCAUCACAUUGACUUGUGAUACAAAAUGUCAAAUAUUUUAUUACCCCUAUUUUUGGAGGGGUCCAAAAAAGUGUUUUUAUUUUAUGUGUAAUAUAAGGAUUUAAAACGUAUUCACUAUUUUUAUUAGCUGUAUUCCUAUUUUGCUUGCAUAAGGAAAAUGCUUUAGAUAGGAAAAUCAGACAUAACAACCAAAUAAGAAAAUUAUGUAGUGCCAAAAACUUCCCGAUAGCAAACCAAGAAAACUGACAAAAAAAAACAGCAAAAAAAAAUAAGAAAAGACCAAAAAAAUAAAGAAAAAGCAAACCAA
Carassius auratus (goldfish) is the source of this 5114-nucleotide messenger RNA. Its product is annotated as terminal uridylyltransferase 4-like. Gene Ontology annotation, molecular function: zinc ion binding; RNA uridylyltransferase activity; nucleic acid binding. NCBI's taxonomy places the organism in Eukaryota, Metazoa, Chordata, Actinopteri, Cypriniformes, Cyprinidae. The coding region runs from base 280 to 4653 and encodes 1457 amino acids. The transcript has 30 exons. The record is from RefSeq and is a predicted model, not a curated record.